This is a messenger RNA of Cynara cardunculus var. scolymus (artichoke), 797 nucleotides long. RefSeq names its product RPM1-interacting protein 4-like. The transcript has 3 exons. Lineage: Eukaryota; Viridiplantae; Streptophyta; Magnoliopsida; Asterales; Asteraceae. The record is from RefSeq and is a predicted model, not a curated record. The coding region runs from base 45 to 797 and encodes 250 amino acids.
AUAAUACAUGUUUUACUGGUUAGAAUGGUAAGUUUUGAUUUUAAAUGUUUGAUUAUUUGAUGCAGCAGCAACAACGAUCACAUAUCCCCAAGUUUGGGAGUUGGGAUGCUGACAAUGUCCCCUACACCGCCUACUUCGAUAACGCGCGAAAAGAUAAAGGUACGACGGGCGUGAUGUUCAACCCGAACGACCCAGAGGAGAAUCCUGAAGCUUUUAUGACGUAUGGAGGAGGAUACGAUGAUGGCAACAAUGAUCAUAAGAUUGUUUUCGCUGACAAAAAUAUGAAGACAAGCAUGACUUCAUCAGAUAAGGGUUCAAUAUCAGACAUAUCGAACAAUCAGCAAAGUUACAAGUCCGAUCCAAAAAAGAGCUCAAACUCAGAAAGGUUGGCCAAUUUUUCUCCGCCUUCACCUUCGCCUGGACCUCAUAGACCAAAAUACGGAUAUAAUCCCGCCGAUGAUAUUGUCUCACAUAGAUCAGCAUCAGUGCCAAUGUUUGGGGCAUGGGAUGAAAAGGACCCCAGAUCUGCAGAAGGUUUUACAGUCAUUUUCCAGAAAGUGAAAGAGGAAAAACACAUUGCUGCUACCAAGUUCCCACCAAUCCCUCAACACCCAACAUCUAAUCAUCCCAACACUCCCAAACAUGAUAACACAAGGAGGAAGGUUGGAGAUAAAAAUCAACAUGAGGUUGCGAGUUAUGAUAGUAGCAGGCAGUGGCAUGCCCAUCUGACGGAGGCGUUCAACAUGUUUGACCUAGACGGAGAUGGAUACACACCGGUUUUACGUAUUUGCCCUUAA